Leptosia nina is the source of this 4458-nucleotide messenger RNA. The record is from the annotation of a GenBank genome assembly. Lineage: Eukaryota; Metazoa; Arthropoda; Insecta; Lepidoptera; Pieridae.
AUGUCAUACACUGAACUCGAACAUGGCUAUCAAGGGUUGCGGCAAGCUACACAACCACAAUUUUACGUUGGUGACGACGGAAAUCUUGUUCCAAUAAGAUCACCUACUGUAGUGAUAGUUGUAAUGGAGUGGCAAUGGGUGAAAGACUGGUGGCGCUUAAAGAGGUGGAGAAAUAAAAAAACAAAAGAGCAAAGCGAUGAUGACUUUUGCUAUUGUGAUGAAUGUUUACCUGAUGGCGAAUUAGAUCUGUGCGAAUCACUGGAUUACGAUGGGAGCGGCAAGAAAGUGGUGGUCGGCGUCUGCGCCAUGGCCAAGAAGUCGCAAUCGAAGCCGAUGAAGGAAAUCCUAACACGACUGGACGAAUUCGAGUACAUAAAAAUGCUCGUCUUCCCCGAGGAGGUUAUACUUAAGAAACCUGUAGAGGAAUGGCCUAUAUGCGAUUGUCUCAUCUCAUUUCAUUCCAAAGGCUUUCCGCUAGAUAAAGCAAUACAAUACGAGAAAUUACGGAAGCCAUACGUCAUAAACAAUCUUCAUAUGCAGUAUGAUAUACAAGAUCGUAGGAGAGUUUACGCAAUAUUAGAAAACGAGGGAAUUGAAAUUCCAAGAUAUGCCGUCCUUGACAGGGAUUCCCCUGAUCCCAAACACCAUGAAUUAGUGGAAUCCGAGGAUCACGUGGAAGUGAAUGGUGUCGUGUUCAAUAAGCCGUUCGUGGAAAAACCGGUGUCGGCGGAGGACCAUAAUAUUUACAUUUACUACCCGACCUCCGCUGGCGGUGGUAGUCAACGGCUGUUUAGAAAGAUUGGCAGUAGAAGUAGUAUUUAUUCGCCGGAAUCUCGUGUAAGGAAGACUGGUUCUUUUAUAUACGAAGACUUUAUGCCUACAGACGGCACAGACGUAAAAGUAUAUACAGUAGGGCCAGACUACGCACACGCCGAGGCGCGAAAGAGCCCGGCGCUCGACGGCAAAGUCGAACGGGACUCUGAGGGCAAGGAGAUACGCUAUCCUGUGAUAUUGUCGAACCAGGAGAAACUUAUCAGUCGAAAGGUGUGUUUGGCGUUUAAGCAAACAGUUUGUGGCUUCGAUUUAUUGCGGGCCAACGGCAAGUCGUUCGUCUGCGAUGUGAACGGAUUCUCGUUCGUGAAGAACUCAAAUAAGUACUAUGACGACUGUGCCAAGAUACUCGGGAAUAUGAUCCUUAGGGAGUUGGCACCAACGUUGCAUAUUCCCUGGUCGGUGCCGUUUCAACUCGACGACCCGCCCAUAGUGCCCACUACGUUCGGAAAGAUGAUGGAACUGCGUUGUGUUGUGGCUGUGAUAAGACAUGGAGAUAGGACGCCUAAGCAGAAGAUGAAGGUCGAAGUUAGGCAUCCAAGAUUCUUUGAGAUAUUUGAAAAGUACGACGGCUUCAAGCGAGGGCAUGUGAAGCUGAAGAAGCCGAAACAACUGCAAGAGAUCCUCGAUAUUGCGCGUGCGCUGCUUGCUGAUAUUCACACUCGACACGCUGAUCCCGAAAUCGAGGAGAAGCAGGGCAAGCUGGAACAGCUCAAGAGCGUGCUUGAAAUGUACGGUCACUUUUCUGGCAUCAAUCGCAAGGUGCAAAUGAAGUACCAGCCUCGGGGUCGGCCUCGCGGCUCCUCCUCGGACGACGGUAACACCCCCGCAACCCCCGCUACACCUGCAGACGUAGGUUGCGCGGGUGAGCCAUCGCUUGUACUGAUCCUGAAGUGGGGCGGGGAGCUGACGCCAGCGGGACGUAUCCAGGCAGAGGAAUUGGGCAGGAUGUUCCGCUGUAUGUACCCUGGCGGGCAGGGUAGACAUAUACCCGGUGAGGCUGGAACUCAAGGGCUGGGCCUGCUUCGUCUACACUCGACGUUCCGACACGAUCUUAAGAUAUACGCAUCAGACGAGGGUAGAGUACAAAUGACAGCAGCGGCGUUUGCCAAAGGUCUACUGGCUCUGGAAGGUGAACUUACGCCCAUACUUGUCCAAAUGGUCAAGUCUGCGAAUACCAACGGCCUACUCGAUAACGACUGCGACUCGUCGAAAGUGCAGAAUAUGGCUAAAGCUCGUCUCCACGAAGCGAUGCAGGCGGACCGCGAGUUCACAGCUGAAGACCGAGCACGCAUCAAUCCCUGCUCAUCCUUGAGCAUCAACGCUGCUAUGGACUUCGUCAAGAACCCGGUGCGAUGCUGUGCCCAUGUGCACAUGCUCAUACAACAGCUCGUGAAAAUCGUUCUCACUAAGAAAGACGAUCCUAAAACUAAAGAUACAAUACUUUACCAUGGCGAGACUUGGGAGUUAAUGGGACGACGCUGGGGCAAAAUAGAAAAGGACUUUUGCACGAAACACAAAUCGUUUGACAUUUCCAAGAUACCAGAUAUCUACGACUGCAUUAAAUACGACUUGCAGCACAAUCAACACACGCUGCAGUUUGACCUUGCAGAAGAGCUGUAUAUGUACGCCAAAUAUCUGGCCGAUAUUGUUAUACCACAGGAAUACGGAUUGACGAUGCAAGAGAAAUUGACAAUCAGUCAAGGUAUAUGCACUCCACUGCUAAAGAAGAUUCGAGCAGAUUUACAAAGAAAUAUUGAAGAAUCAGGAGAAGAGAAUGUUAAUAGAUUGAAUCCCAGGUACAGUCACGGUGUGUCUAGUCCCGGUCGCCACGUGCGGACGCGGCUGUACUUUACCAGUGAGAGUCAUGUGCAUUCGCUGUUGACUGUGCUGAGAUUUGGGGGGUUACUAGAUAUUGUGAAAGACGAACAAUGGCGACGGGCUAUGGAGUACGUGUCUAUGGUGUCGGAGCUGAACUAUAUGUCUCAAAUUGUUGUUAUGUUGUAUGAAGACCCCACUAAAGACCCUUGCUCUGAAGAGAGGUUCCAUGUGGAGUUGCACUUUAGUCCCGGAGUGAAUUGCUGCGUUCAGAAGAACCUACCUCCCGGACCUGGGUUCAGACCACACUCGCGUAACCACUCGACCGCCAAUAAUGAGCAAUCCUCUCCGGACGCGGUGAAGUGUAUCGAGGAGGAAGUGGAAGAUGAUCAAAUGGCGAGUCAGGAAACCUUACAACCAGAUGUAAUAGACGAAUUGGACAGCACAUUUUCAGCGACGAAGUGCUCCAAGUCAAAAUUGCGGCCGUCCGAUCCUAUACCAAUUUGCAAUCUUCAUUACACGGUAAGCGGACACGAAGCGUCUACUCUUGCGGCGCGUCUUAACGAAGAGUUGCGCGCGCGCAGCCACACCCACACAGAUACAAGGGAACAUGCGCAGAGCGAAGAGAAAGAGACAAAAGACGGCGAGGAUCCACAGCCGCGCGCGCGCAGCUACGACCAGCAAAAACAAACGCAUGAUAAUGGGCGGCGACAGCGGCACAGCAUCGCCGGCCAGAUGAGCUACCUCAAGAUGUUGGGGCUCGCGAGGGGAAAGCUGGGGGGUGCGGCGGGGCUCUUCAGCACCGCGGUGAUAUCCGGGUCCAGCUCCGCGCCGAAUCUACGCGUGAUGAUACCGUCGAACGCCACGUCAAAUACGGCGCUGGAAGGUUUCGGCGGUGUGCCAGCGAUCAGACCAUUAGAGACUCUUCACAACGCCCUCUCCUUGCGUCAACUAGAUGACUUCCUCGAGAGACUGACAGCAGCGCCCGUUCAGCCUGUAACCAAGCCUCUGAUCAAGCAUUCUCCAACUAACAGUGUAGGCUGGAGCGGUCCAUCAUCAUUAAUGUCAUCAUCUGGUGAGCUACAAAGUGGCCUGUCUUCCGCUGGACCCUCAUCACCGAAUUCAAACUACGCCGGUUCCGAACAAAAAAAUGUAUCGGAGAGUAGCAAUUGGAGUAAAAAUGUGCCGAGCAAGCUCCCCCAGUGGGACGGCGAGGCGGCGACCUUGUGCGCGUUCGAGCUGCGACCCUACGGCCUGAACGACGUGCUUGCAGGUUCUUCUAUUAGCGGCGACGUGACGCCCGUGUCAGCGAGUUCCGAAACGGAUUUUAACAGCAAUGAGGCGACCGCCGGGUCACUCACCGACCACGACAUCACGAGCGCGGAGGGCGAAGACGACGAAGAAACGCUAACAGUGGACGCGUGUAGUUCUCCUGUCAAAAUAAUCCGGAACGACCUAAGCCCCAUCUGCUCUAGAAACACCCUAAAGCCCAUACACAACAACAUCCCACUAGAAGUAUACAACCUGACUCCACAGCAGACGGAAGCUCUUUUCAAAGACAUCCCGUCCAGUAGCAAAAACUUCAACCGGGAUGAAACAAAAAAAUGCUCUAAAGACCGUCUGCAAUUCAAAAAUUUGGACCCUCUUAAUCUUCAACAGGAUGUCAAAUGCAAUCUGGAUGUCAACACAAAUAGAAGGUACAGCGAUAGUAGCGCACAAAAGGGCACAGUGAACGGAAGUAGAUUCACCACCACACUCAUCUCUGAGGACUGUUUGAAAGCUAGUGCUUCCGAUAGUGAACAUCCCUGA